Messenger RNA from Plutella xylostella (diamondback moth), 2396 nucleotides. Its product is annotated as atrial natriuretic peptide receptor 2. Gene Ontology annotation, molecular function: guanylate cyclase activity; adenylate cyclase activity; peptide receptor activity. NCBI's taxonomy places the organism in Eukaryota, Metazoa, Arthropoda, Insecta, Lepidoptera, Plutellidae. The record is from RefSeq and is a predicted model, not a curated record. Gene Ontology annotation, biological process: cGMP biosynthetic process; receptor guanylyl cyclase signaling pathway; intracellular signal transduction. Gene Ontology annotation, cellular component: plasma membrane.
UAGCCCGCUACGCGCGUUGUCGUAGCCGCAGGUUCAAUGACCGACCCGUGAUAUUUAACUCGUGUGGUAUAAACAAAAACUGUGCUUGUUCCCUCCGUUGAAUUAUUGUGAAACUUUCAGUGCUGGAUUUGGAAUUUCAAUCAGCCAUGAGUCUGGUGCCGCCGGGAGGGGACGACUCGUCCAGCCCGCGGCGCGCCAUCAGCCCGUUGCUGGAGCCGCGGCGCCCGCACUGCACGCUCGCCUGCGACUACUGCGCUGCCGUGCUGGAGGACAAGUUCAAACGCAGUGCAGAGAUGCGUAACCGCGGCACGUCCCCACUGUCAGCGUCGCCGCGUCAGUCGCUGACGGGCGAGCCGCCCUGGGGACUGCCCGACGAAGACCGCCCCGACUUCCUCGCUCUGAAGGAGAACAUACACAGGAUUAAUAAGGACUGUGAGACCUCAACCCGUCUGGACGCGCUGCUGAGCCAGGUGGAGCAGUACGCCAACAACUUGGAGGCUCUCGUGGAGGAGAGGACCAGCGACUACCUGGAGGAGAAGAGGAAGUGCGAGGAACUGCUGUACCAACUGCUGCCCAAAUCAGUGGCCUCCCAGCUGAUAAUGGGUCAGCCGGUCAUGGCGGAGACCUACGACCAGGUGACGAUAUACUUCAGCGACAUCAUCGGAUUCACCCAACUAUCCGCCGAGUCCACCCCGCUCGAGGUCGUCGACCUUUUGAACGACUUGUACACGAGUUUCGACUCCAUUAUUGAGAACUUCGAUGUCUAUAAGGUGGAGACAAUAGGCGACGCGUACAUGGUGGUGUCCGGGCUGCCGAUGCGCAACGGCAAUCGGCACGCGGCGGAGAUCGCCCGGAUGUCCCUGGCGCUGCUGGGGGCCGUCCGGGUGAAGACUGUCCCGCACCGCCCCGGGGAGAGACUGUUGCUGCGCAUCGGGAUGCACACAGGUCCGUGCGUAGCCGGGGUGGUCGGCUUGAAGAUGCCCCGGUACUGUCUGUUCGGAGACACGGUGAACACGGCGUCCCGGAUGGAGUCACACGGGGAGGCCCUCAAGAUCCACGUCAGCCCCAAGACCAAGGAGGUGCUGGACCUCUACGACUGUUUUGAGCUGGAGUGUCGCGGAGAGAUCACUAUGAAGGGUAAAGGCCUCAUGACCACAUACUGGCUGAUAGGAGAGAAGAAGUGCAACAACCCCGAAUACCAAUACUACAGCAACCACACAGAACCGAACACGGCCAUCAACCCCAGCAUCACGUUCCAGGGACCUGACAGCCCAGCAUCGCACUCACUCACACACAGCCAAAGUCCUGAACGAGUGUCAGAAAGAGUACAGUCCAACCAGAGGCAGCUGGAGGACAUCAUGAGUGAAAGAGACAGGAUCAAGCAUGAGAUAGCGACGUUUGUCGCGAAAGAUUUGAUCAAUAACAUUGAUAGUGCUGUGAGGGAGUUCAGAAAGUCUCAGAGCGCGCAUUUUGCAAACACUGGCAUUCACAGGCACGUUGGAGUAUGCAAUGGCAACAGUAGAGCUGCCAAAGAUAUCGUUACACCAGUUUAUGAUAAAGAACUCGUCAUCAGUAAAGGAAAAGUUCGAGAUGUCGUCAACAGGUUUAACAACUGCGUCAGUAGUGAAAAACUCAACGAAAUCUCAACAAAAAAAGUCACGAAACCCAAAUCUUCUGUAAAGUCCGAAGACUGAAUUCCCUAUUCUUAAAGUUUCUCCUCGGUCCAAAAAAGAUUUUAUUUAGUCUCUAAGACUUUUUUGUAAACUAUAGUAGGUAUACCUAAAUCUAGUCAAUGUGUAAGAUGAUUUGUACGAGUAGAUGUAUCUCUAUGUAAGUUCAUAAAUCGAUUUCAGAUGUAGUUUGAUUCAUCAAUGAUUUAAAAUAAAUGACAACUUAUUUUGAUCUAGUCUAGUCUAGUCUGGCACGGUGACUCUACUUAAAUGGUAAAUUUAUUUAUAAAUAUUAUAAAUAUGUGUGCAAAGCAUGCUUCGUAUACCUAAAGAUAUUUAUUAUAAUUUAGUCAUUAUAGUUAGUAGAAAAUUUAUUUAGAGAUUACAUAAUUAUGAAGAUAUUAUUAUUAUUAUUCAAGUAAGAACAUCGUCUAGUAAAAGUUAUUGAAUUAAGUGAUACUUAACAAAAUUUUCAGAUUUAAAUAUUGCGUUGGGAUAAAGUCCAAAUGUUGUAUAUAAUAGUGAAUCACUUUGGCAAAUAAGUGAAAGAUGUAGUGAGAAUAUAAGAAUAAUAAUUAUGUAAAUAGCGAUUGUAUACAUGUACCUUCUGAAAAGGUCAUAAUAAUUUACGUCUAUCUCAAUUUUUAUGUGUAGUAAAGGUCCAGUACAUUAUUAUUAAUAAGUAGAUGUUAAAUUAUAUUCACCAUUUAUAAAGAUAAAGAAUCC